AUGCCUGGUGUAUUUAGAUCAGGAUAUCCAAACAAGAAGAAUUUUCCCUUCCUCAAGAAGAUUGGACUCAAAUCAAUUUGUUACCUCUGUCCUGAACAAUAUGCUCAUAAUAAUAUGGAAUUUUGUAGAAAAGUUGGAAUUAGAAUAUUUCAAUUUGGUAUUGAAGGAAACAAGGAACCAUUUGUACACAUACCAGAAGAUGCCAUCAGAAAGGCUAUUACAGAAUUAUUAAAUCCUAAAAAUCAUCCAAUUUUAAUACAUUGCAACAAGGGAAAACAUAGAACUGGUGUUCUGGUUGGAUGUUUGAGGAAGACUCAAAAUUGGUCACUCACAAGUAUUUUCGAUGAAUAUAGACGAUUUGCUGGAAGUAAAGUGAGAAUGUUAGAUCAACAAUUUAUUGAAUUGUAUAGUAAUAUUACUAGUAAUUAA
Molecule: messenger RNA, 429 nt
Organism: Naegleria gruberi
Lineage: Eukaryota; Heterolobosea; Eutetramitea; Acrasida; Naegleriidae
Exons: 1
Coding region: 1-429 (142 amino acids)
Biological process (GO): protein dephosphorylation
Cellular component (GO): cytoplasm
Molecular function (GO): phosphatase activity
Source: RefSeq, a predicted model, not a curated record